Messenger RNA from Parastagonospora nodorum SN15, 1416 nucleotides. RefSeq lists its product as hypothetical. The record is from RefSeq and is a predicted model, not a curated record. Bases 1 to 1416 code for a protein of 471 amino acids. Lineage: Eukaryota; Fungi; Ascomycota; Dothideomycetes; Pleosporales; Phaeosphaeriaceae. Gene Ontology annotation, biological process: carbohydrate metabolic process. Gene Ontology annotation, molecular function: polygalacturonase activity. The transcript has 2 exons.
AUGCGUUUAUCAAGUGCUCUCGCGUACACUCUGCUUCAAGCAACGGCAAUUGUAGCCUCGGUUCAUGAUACACGAUCUACGGAGGUGACUCCUUCAAAGCGACCAAACCAUGUAGUCGGACCGCAUCACCCCAGCAAACCAUUCCCUGCAUCGCCUGAUCGGACGAAGACUUGCAUUAUCCAGGCCCAUGGAAACGGAACCGACGAUUCUGCGAAUAUCCUGAAGGCUAUCAAGGAUUGCAACAAUGGCGGUCAUGUCGUUUUUCCCAAGGACCAGAAGUUCACAAUCGGUACAGCACUUGAUCUGAGGUUUCUGAAUCAUAUCGAUCUUGGUAAGAUAUCAGAGCUGAAAUUUUGCCUGACAUUUGUAAUUGACUAUGAGAUAGAUAUCCAAGGUACUAUCCAAUUCACCAAUGACACCAACUACUGGCAAAAGAAUGGAUUUUAUCAAACAUUCCAGAACGCCACUACGUUUUUCCAACUUGGCGGCCAUGAUGUCAACGUCUAUGGUGGUGGAACACUUGAUGGCAACGGUCAAGUAUGGUAUGACUUGUAUGCGAAGGAUAUUUACAUCUUGCGACCCAUCCUAUUCGGCGCCAUUGAUCUCCAUGGCGGAAGCAUCUCCGACCUCAAGUUCAGAUACAGUCCGCAGUGGUACACGCUUGUUGCGAACUCGACCGACGUCGUGUUCUCGAACAUCGAUGUGGCAGGUGGAAGUGUGUCCAAGAACCCAGCUAAGAACACCGAUGGCUGGGACACAUAUCGCUCAGACAAUAUCGUUAUCCAAAACUCCCACAUCGACAACGGCGACGACUGUGUCUCCUUCAAGCCCAACAGCACCAACAUCAUCGUGCAAAACCUCUGGUGUAACGGCAGCCACGGCAUCAGCGUGGGCAGUCUAGGCCAGUACGUCGGCGAAGUCGAUUACGUCGAGAAUAUCUACGUCUACAACAUCUCCAUGUCCAACGCCUCUGACGGCGCGCGCAUCAAAGUCUGGCCAGGCUCUGCCUCCGCUCUCUCCGGCGACCUCCAAGGCGGCGGUGGCUCCGGCGCCGUGUCCAACAUCACAUACGACUUGAUGACUCUCUCCAAUGUCGACUACGCUAUCGAAAUUACGCAAUGCUAUGGCCAGAAGAACAUCACUCUUUGCAACCAGUACCCGUCCAAGCUGACGAUUUCUGACAUCACGAUCAAGAACUUCAGUGGCACCACGAGCAAGAAGUAUCAGCCGCUGAUUGGAUAUCUUGUGUGCUCGAGCCCGACGGUGUGCAAGGAUAUUACGAUUGAGAACAUUGAUGUAAAGAGCCCGAAUGGGACGGAUCUUUAUGCGUGUGGCAGUAUUGAGGGGAUUGAGAAGCAGGUUAAUUGUACGGGCGAGGGGAGUAAGGGUGGGAACUCGAAGAUGAGGCUAGUGUAG